Molecule: messenger RNA, 1988 nt
Organism: Eptesicus fuscus (big brown bat)
Lineage: Eukaryota; Metazoa; Chordata; Mammalia; Chiroptera; Vespertilionidae
Gene: MYLIP
Product: myosin regulatory light chain interacting protein
Exons: 7
Coding region: 209-1546 (445 amino acids)
Biological process (GO): ubiquitin-dependent protein catabolic process
Cellular component (GO): cytoskeleton
Molecular function (GO): cytoskeletal protein binding; ubiquitin-protein transferase activity
Source: RefSeq, a predicted model, not a curated record
UGGAGUGCGGCGCCGCCGCGGAGACCCGGACGGCCAGCUGGCGGGAGGGCGCGGCGGCCGCAGGGCGCAGGCGGCGGUCUGCAGGGCGGCAGCCUCCCGAGGGCCAGCCUCGCCGAGCCCGGAACUGGGUCCGAUUGGUGGCGGGCGAGGCGGCAGCCCGGCGCACACCAAAGAGGAGGCGGCUGUGGAGGCAGCGGCGGCCCCAGCCAUGCUGUGCUAUGUGACGAGGCCGGACGCGGUGCUGAUGGAGGUGGAGGUGGAAGCGAAAGCCAACGGCGAGGACUGCCUCAACCAGGUGUGCAGGCGGUUGGGAAUUAUAGAAGUGGAUUAUUUUGGACUGCAGUUUACGGGUAGCAAAGGUGAAAGUUUAUGGCUAAAUCUGAGAAACCGGAUCUCCCAGCAGAUGGAUGGGCUAGCCCCUUACCGGCUUAAACUGAGAGUCAAGUUCUUCGUGGAGCCUCAUCUCAUCUUACAGGAGCAGACUCGGCAUAUCUUUUUCUUACACAUCAAGGAGGCCCUCCUGGCCGGCCAUCUCCAGUGCUCCCCCGAGCAGGCAGUGGAGCUCAGCGCCCUCCUGGCCCAGACCAAGUUUGGAGACUACAACCAGAACACCGCCAAGUACAGCUACGAGGAGCUGUGUGCCAAGGAGCUCUCCAGUGCAGCCUUGAACAGCAUUGUUGCAAAGCAUAAGGAGCUGGAGGGGACCAGCCAGGCCUCGGCGGAAUACCAGGUCUUGCAGAUCGUGUCGGCGAUGGAAAACUACGGCAUCGAAUGGCACUCUGUGAGGGACAGCGAAGGGCAGAAGCUCCUCAUUGGGGUUGGACCUGAAGGAAUCUCAAUUUGUAAAGAUGACUUUACCCCAAUUAAUAGGAUAGCGUACCCCGUGGUGCAGAUGGCCACCCAGUCGGGAAAGAACGUGUACUUGACGGUCACCAAGGAGUCCGGGAACAGCAUCGUGCUCUUGUUUAAGAUGAUCAGCACCAGGGCUGCCAGCGGGCUCUACCGAGCAAUCACGGAGACGCAUGCUUUCUACAGGUGUGACACAGUGACCAGUGCCGUCAUGAUGCAGUAUAGUCGAGACUUGAAGGGCCACCUGGCAUCUCUGUUUCUGAAUGAGAACAUUAAUCUCGGCAAGAAGUAUGUCUUCGACAUUAAAAGAACAUCGAAGGAGGUGUAUGACCACGCCAGGAGGGCUCUGUACAAUGCCGGCGUGGUGGACCUGGUCUCCAGAAGCGAGCACAGCCCUCCCAGCUCGCCCCUGAAGGCCUCGGAGAGCAGCCUGAACUGCAGCAGCUGCGAGGGCCUCAGCUGCCAGCAGACCCGGGUGCUGCAGGAGAAGCUGCGCAAGCUGAAGGAGGCCAUGCUGUGCAUGCUGUGCUGUGAGGAGGAGAUCAACUCCGCCUUCUGCCCCUGCGGCCACACUGUGUGCUGUGAGAGCUGCGCAGCCCAGCUCCAGUCGUGUCCUGUCUGCAGGUCGCGGGUAGAACAUGUUCAGCACGUCUAUCUUCCAACUCACACCAGUCUCCUCAACCUCACCGUCAUCUGAUCUGCUGUGCACUUACCGCACAGGCCACGCUUCCAGGAGCUGCGCUAUUACAAACUAGGAGGAUGAUAGAUUGUGGAGAAAAUAAAUACUCCAACACCCAUCUGCCAUGCAACCUUUUUAAAAAAAAGGGAGAAUAAAAAGAAUACAACACUCCUCACCACCAAAACAUGCCAUCAGCAGCUCCAGUGGUGGGGACCAGGGAGAGCUCGAACAUGGACACAUUCCUCGGACUUCCAUUCUUUUUAUGAUCAAGUAAAGGAAUAAGUAAAACCUCUGAUGUCAUUAGGUGGCAACAUAGCCAAAAAGUGGGUACCUUUUAGGAAGUGAUGUUGUAAGUCUCUUAAUGUAUCCCAAGGUAAGUUUCCUACCUGCAGCCAAUUUUGUAAGAAUUGGUUUUAAGAAUUGACCUGGUUACUUCGGGGGGGCUUUUUUUGUUUUGUUU